This is a messenger RNA of Puntigrus tetrazona (Sumatra barb), 2569 nucleotides long. RefSeq names its product phospholipase A1 member A (gene pla1a). The coding region runs from base 356 to 1738 and encodes 460 amino acids. Lineage: Eukaryota; Metazoa; Chordata; Actinopteri; Cypriniformes; Cyprinidae. Gene Ontology annotation, molecular function: lipase activity; carboxylic ester hydrolase activity. The record is from RefSeq and is a predicted model, not a curated record. The transcript has 11 exons. Gene Ontology annotation, biological process: lipid metabolic process.
CAGUGGAAAGAUCAUUUGUUUUUCAUUGUAGUCAAAACCCAGAAGAAUUAUCCACUAGCUACUGCUAUCACAGGAUGGAAACUGGGAAUUAAUACCUCUCAUGCUGACAUGGUUUAUAACAACACACCAGGAAUGAAAGGAAUAACAAUUCAUAUCACCUAAUCGGAUAUUGAAGCAUUUUUCUUGGAACCAGGCAUUGUGUAACAGAUUGUGGCUGGAUAUUAAGUGGAUUCCAGACUUCUUAGGGUAACUAUAGCUGAAGAACAGGAGCAAAAUGUUUUGAAAAGUUGCAGAAUGAAUUUGCACUCACUGAAGAAUUCAACCAGCAGAAACAUCUCACUCAGCUGAUUUCAUCAUGUUGAUCAACAAAGCCAAAGCUUGGAAAUGGAUCAAGGCUUUUGUUUAUUUGUCAGUGUGCAUCACCUCUGCUGUGGGUAAUGAGGAAGCAUCCCAAAAGUGUGCAGACUUCAACAACACAGCUUGGCUAGAAUACAGACAGGGCUCCAAACUCCAGGUACAGUACCUUCUUCUUACACGAAAGAAUGUAGACUGCGCCAGCCUCUUCACACAGGACUGCCUCAACCAUACCCAGAAACACACCGCUUACUUCAAUUCAUCACUCCCCACUAAAGUCAUUGUUCAUGGAUACAGGGCGCUGGGCAGUAAGCCUUCCUGGGUGAGUGGCUUAGCUCAGGCUCUACUGCGGGAAGAGGAUGUGAAUGUUCUGGUGGUGGACUGGGUCUAUGGAGCCUCGUUUGCUUAUAACCUGGUGGUAGAGAACUACAAAGAGGUGGCAGUGCAGAUAUCAGUGCUUAUCAAUCAGCUUACGAAAUAUGGAAGUAAGCUGGAAUCUUUUCAUUUCAUUGGUGUGAGUCUUGGAGCACACGUGUCUGGAUUCGUAGGGACCCUGUUUGAAGGCAAACUGGGUCGAAUUACAGGUCUGGACCCUGCAGGCCCAAUGUUCAAGAGUGCUGACCCGUUUGACCGUCUGGAUUCGUCUGAUGCUUUGUUCGUUGAGGCCAUACACACUGACUCUGACUACUUUGGUAUAUCCAUUCCCGUCGGGCAUGUGGACUUCUUUUUAAAUGGUGGAAUGGACCAAGCCGGUUGUGCACGCACAAAGUUUGCUUCAAUGUAUGGUUAUGUGAUUUGUGACCACAUGAGGGCACUACAUGUCUACAUGAGCGCCCUGAACAGCUCGUGUUGGCUUAUUGGUUUCCCCUGCUCCAGUUAUGAGGAAUUCCUGGCAGGAAAAUGCGUCACCUGCAAGGGCCCCUUCAAUGGCACAUGCCCACAAAUAGGCUUGUUAAAAAACAGUGGAAUAACAGCUAAUUCCCUGCCAAAUCAAGAGAAGGUGUAUCUCCUUACUACUGCUACGGCUCCUUAUUGUGCUCAUCACAUCCUAGUGGAAUUAAAGGUUUCCCCUUUAGACAAGACUGCUGAUGUUCAGCUUACUCUGAUCUCUGUUGGACACCCUGGCACUGAGCUGAAACUCAAACUAAAUACAGAUGAAGUGGUGCACAAAAAAGUGGCUGCACACCCAGAGCAACUGUGUAAAAUUGACUCAGUGCAGCUGAAAAACACAGGAGGACUAUUCUACAGACAAGGAGAUAUUCAUUUUGAGUAUAUCUGCAUCUCUGAAGUGCCUCAAACAAGAGGGCUGGAUCCAUUAUGUGUGAAGAACAUUAAUGUUGGGCGGGGAGUGCCAUGGUCACAUGACUUUGUACAGUUGUGCUAAAUUAAAAGAACAACACAAUCUACUUAAGAGAGCUUAUACAAGUAUUAAAUUAGUGAGACUCAAGCGAAGGUCACACACUAACACUAGGCUUGGGAGGCAUUAAAGCUUAGUGACAAAGAAAUAAAUAGGAUACAAGGGGACUGAAAUGCUUAAACUCUGUUAGAUAUAUUUAUUAAUAUGAUUUUUGUGCACUGUUCCAGAGAGUGUUAGUGAGAUAUCAGAAGAAUCAAAUCAGUCAUUUAACACUGAAUAGUUAGUUUAUGUAUUGUGUAUUGAAAGUACUGGUUUAUUUCCAAUAAUUACAAUAUUUGGAGUGGUGCAGAAUUCAAGGUACAUUUCAAUAUUUUGGCACUCUGAUUAGCAUCUCUAACUGCAUUAGUGCCGGGGUGAUAUAUAUCGAUUGAUACAUGAACAUCACGUCAGUAAAGCCAUUUCUUUGAUUAGCAAUAUGUGUCCAUCACCUAUCCUACACAGAACCGUAGAUCACUGACAAGCUACUCCAGUGAUUACUUGUCAAUGAUCUACGUACGGGUCUGGAGGUUUACCGCUAAUCAAAGAACUGGCUUACGAGAUGCGCAUUAUAUAUAUUGGCCAGCCCUAAACUGCAUACUACAUUGUUGAUAUUAAAAAUUCAAAUCUGUUAAUUUACAAUUUGUGAUGAACCUCAAGUCACAUUUUGAACCCAGCAACAGUUGGCCCCAUGAAAAUACAUUUUCAUCCUAUGGUCUGUGUACAGUCUCAAAUCAUGGUGCUGAUGCAUUUACUAACUUCCUAUUAUGAUAACGCACACACUUUUGUAAAAAAAAAAAAAAAAAAAAAAAAAAAAAACUA